UAAUAAUAGUAAUAUUAAAAAAACUCGUAGAUAUACAACCAACGGUCACAACAUACAUUUUCUAUUUCAACAGGAGCAAGGUGUAGGAAUUAAUUAUAAAACAGGGCCAAUUAAAUUAUCAGAAGCAGAUAAUAGUGGUGGUAGUAGUAGCAGUAAAGAAAAUACAACAACUUUAUCAAUAUCAAGUACAGAGACAAAUAAUUUAAUAGCUUCUACCAAUAGCUACUUUACACCAGCAUCUAAAACCAAAACUAAAACAACAACAACAACCACCACCACUACCACCUCAACAUCUACAAAUUUUAAUUCAUUAAAUAAUAAUAACACAAAUAGAGUUUUUACAAGAAGUAGAUCUAGGUCAUUAAAUAUCUCAAAAUCAAAUACAUCUUCACCACCUCUUCCUUCAAUUCAUAAUAUACAUAAUAGUAGUGGAAAUAUAAUAACAGUAGUUCCAAACAAUAGCUAUAGCUCAUUAAAUAGUAAUAAUAGUAAUAAUAACAUUAGCAUUAAUAAUAAUAAUAACACUAGUUUAAACAGUUUAUCUUCAACAUCUACAUCCUCUUUAACACACUCAUAUUCAAAUUCAAGUGCAUCAUCAAGUACUUCAAACUCUAGCAAUAAUUUACAAAAUAAUUUAAAGACUAGUAGUGAUUCUAAUAAAAUUCAAGGUAGAAAGUCAAAAUCAAGUAACGCACUAUUUAAAUCAUUAAAUCUUAAAGCAUUAUCAAGUAGUAGAAAAAGAUCUUCUUCAAUUUCAUCCUCUGCAUCACCUGAAGCUUUAUCGAGCUCCACAACAGAAACAACAAAAGAGUCUAAAAAAGAUAAAAAAGAUAAAAAAGAUAAAAAAUCAAAAUCACAACCACAACCACAAUCUCAACAUUCAAGUACUGAGUCAUUACAAUCACUAACUGAUAGUUGCACAACAACAACAAAUAUCAGUAGAUCAUCAACCCCUCCACUAUAUAGAUCAUCAAAACUAUCCAAUAGUAAAACUUCACCACCAAAAGAAAAUCACAACAAAAAUAUUCUAGAAGUUUCGUCAGAAUCUUUAAAACCAUCACCAAAACCAAUUGAUAAUAAUAGUAUAACUUUAAAUAUAAUAAAAGAAGAAGACUUGUAUAAUAGUAAUAAUAAUCAAAACGAAGAAAAUAAUUUUAGCUACGAAUAUAACAACGACCAAUACGAACACGAUAAUAAUUUAAUAAAUAAAUUAACAGAUCAAUUAAAAGAAGAUCCAUUUUUUGUAGAUAAUAAUAGUGCAACUGUAAAUAAUAAUAAUAAUCAAGCUGCUGCAGCACCAAAAAGACCACCUCCAUUACCUCCAAAAAAUUUUAAACCAUCCUUUUCAAGAAGCAAUAGUAAUAUGAAUCCUCCAACACCACCGAUCUCAACCUUAUCACCAAAUUAUAGUAAUAGUAAUCGUAAUAGUUUUAAUAGUUUAUUUAAAAAAUCUACAGGUAGUAGUAAUUAUAAUAUUUAUCCACCAAGCGAACCAACAUAUCCAUCAGAAUCUAGCUCAAAGAGAUCAUCAGUUGAAUUAAAAUAUUUAGAAGAUAAUCACAAAUAUCAAUUAAUAGAUAAAUUAGGUAGUGGCACAUUUAGCGACGUUUAUUUAUGUAUCCAUAAAGAGAAUAAAAAGCAAUAUGCUGUGAAGAUUAUUGACAAGUCAUUGGUGCAAAUGAUAGCGGCACACACAAAUAUGGAAAUUGCAACCGAGGUCAACAUACUAAAAUCAUCAUUCCAUCCACACAUUAUUCAAAUGGCUGAUCAUUUUGAAACUGAAAUGUAUUAUUAUAUUGUAACAGAGUUACUUCAAGGCGGAGAAUUAUUAUAUCAAUUAGAGCAUAAUCAUACUGUAACUCCUUCAUCAUCUUCAUCAUCAAUACCCCCACCACCACCUCCUCCAUCAUCCACAAACGAAGCAACCAAUUAUACAGAGGAACAUGCAAGACAAAUUAUUAAACAAAUUGUUCAGGCAGUUGGAUUUUUACACUCAAAUAAAAUUGUACAUAGAGACUUAAAACCAGAAAAUAUAUUGUUUAGAGAUCGUUCAAUGGGUUCUAUAUUAAAGAUUAUUGACUUUGGUUUGGCCUCUUAUGUCUCAAUGAUUGAUGGUGAUGUCGAGUCCAUUGAGCCUUUGAUCGAUGUUUGCGGCACACCAGAAUUUCAAGCACCAGAAAUGGUCAAACGUUUAGGUUACUCUUUUCCAGUCGAUAUUUGGGCCACUGGUAUUAUAUUAUACAUUUUACUAUGUGGUCACCCACCAUUUCAAGGAAAAAAUAAUAUGGCAAUUAUGAGCCUUAUCAUCAAGAGUGAAUUAAAAUUCGACUCUCCAGGAUGGGAUAACGUUUCCGAAUCUGCAAAAGAUUUAAUCAAACAAAUGUUGAAUCCAGAACCAUCUCAGCGUUUAACAGCUGGACAAGUUCUACAACACGAAUGGAUACAAUCCCACGAUAAUAACAAUAGCUCUCCUCAAUUGGGUGCUUUCUCAAGAUUAAGAAGAUACAACUCUCAACGUUUCUUUAAACAAACUGGUGAAUCAUUAUUAAAGUCCCAAAGAUUUUUUGUAUAUUCACCUGAAAAGGAAUUAAUCAAAAGAAGGAGCAUUAAUUUAUAA
Messenger RNA from Dictyostelium purpureum, 2617 nucleotides. RefSeq lists its product as uncharacterized. The annotation marks the transcript as partial. Gene Ontology annotation, biological process: protein phosphorylation. Gene Ontology annotation, molecular function: ATP binding; protein kinase activity. The transcript has a single exon. NCBI's taxonomy places the organism in Eukaryota, Evosea, Eumycetozoa, Dictyosteliales, Dictyosteliaceae. The record is from RefSeq and is a predicted model, not a curated record.